GGAAGUGGCGGCUCCCGGGUGAAGGUUGAGCCUGGAUGGGCGGGGCGGGAAGCGGAAGGGCAGCGGUGCGCAGCCGCGUCAACGGCCCUUCAAAGCGCGCGCGCUGUCUGACCUCAGUCUGGCAGCUUCGUAGUUGGGCGUGACGCUCGCGACUUUUCGCUGCUGGGGGCGGUUGCCCGGGCAAGAUCCUUUACGACCCUUUCUCGGUUUCUCCGUCGUCACAGCGAAUAAAUCUCGCUCGAAACUCACGGGACCGCUCCCAGAAAGGCGAAAAGAUAUUCAAGAGCCCUUCCGUUUUCCUUCCAGUGGACCCCGAGCCCAGCAUUUGCGGCAUCCGCUGCUGGCAGUUUUGCCAGUUGUUUGUUACCUUGAAAAAUGGCUACUGGACAGGAUCGAGUGGUUGCUCUCGUGGACAUGGACUGUUUUUUUGUUCAAGUGGAGCAGCGGCAAAAUCCUCAUUUGAGGAAUAAACCUUGUGCAGUUGUACAGUACAAAUCAUGGAAGGGUGGUGGAAUAAUUGCAGUGAGUUAUGAAGCUCGUGCAUUUGGGGUCACUAGAAGUAUGUGGGCAGAUGAUGCUAAGAAGUUAUGUCCAGAUCUUCUACUGGCACAAGUUCGUGAGUCCCGUGGGAAAGCUAACCUCACCAAGUACCGGGAAGCCAGUGUUGAAGUGAUGGAGAUAAUGUCACGUUUUGCUGUGAUUGAACGUGCCAGCAUUGAUGAGGCUUAUGUAGAUCUGACCAGUGCUGUACAAGAGAGACUACAAAAGCUACAAGGUCAGCCUAUCUCAGCAGACUUGUUGCCAAGCACUUACAUUGAAGGGUUGCCCCAAGGCCCUACAACAGCAGAAGAGACUGUUCAGAAAGAGGGGAUGCGAAAACAAGGCUUAUUUCAAUGGCUCGAUUCUCUUCAGCUUGAUAACCUCACCUCUCCAGACCUGCAGCUCACCGUGGGAGCAGUGAUUGUGGAGGAAAUGAGAGCAGCCAUAGAGAGGGAUACUGGUUUUCAGUGUUCAGCUGGAAUUUCACACAAUAAGGUCCUGGCAAAACUAGCCUGUGGACUAAACAAGCCCAACCGCCAAACCCUGGUUUCACAUGGGUCAGUCCCACAGCUCUUCAGCCAAAUACCCAUUCGCAAAAUCCGUAAUCUUGGAGGAAAGCUAGGGGCCUCUGUCAUUGAGAUCCUAGGGGUAGAAUACAUGGGUGAACUGACACAGUUCACUGAAUCCCAGCUCCAGAGUCAUUUUGGGGAGAAGAAUGGGUCUUGGCUGUAUGCCAUGUGCCGAGGGAUUGAACAUGAUCCAGUUAAACCCAGGCAACUACCCAAAACCAUUGGCUGUAGUAAGAACUUCCCAGGAAAAACAGCUCUUGCUACUCGGGAACAGGUACAAUGGUGGCUGUUGCAGUUAGCCCAGGAACUAGAGGAGAGACUGACUAAAGACCGAAAUGAUAAUGACAGGGUAGCGACCCAGCUGGCUGUGAGCAUUCGUGUACAAGGAGACAAACGCCUCAGCAGCCUGCGCCGCUGCUGUGCCCUUACCCGCUAUGAUGCUCACAAGAUGAGCCAUGAUGCAUUUACUGUCAUCAAGAACUGUAAUACUUCUGGAAUCCAGACAGAAUGGUCUCCUCCUCUCACAAUGCUUUUCCUCUGUGCUACAAAAUUUUCUGCCUCUGCCCCUUCAUCUUGCACAGACAUCACCAGCUUCUUGAGCAGUGACCCAAGUUCUCUGCUAAAGGUGCCAGUUACCAGCUUAGAAGCUAAGACCGAGGGAAGUGGCCCAGUGGUGACAACCACUAAGAAAGCAACCACAUCUCUGGAAUCAUUCUUCCAAAAAGCUGCAGAAAGGCAGAAAGUUAAAGAAGCUUCACUUUCAUCUCUUACUGCUCCCACUCAGGCUCCCACGAUCAAUUCGCCGUCCAAGCCCUCAUUACCUUUUCAAACCAGUCAAACUACAGGAACUGAGCCCUUCUUUAAGCAGAAAAGUUUGCUUCUAAAGCAGAAACAGCUUAAUAAUUCUUCAGUUUCUUUCCCCCCACAAAAUCCAUGGUCCAACUGUAAAGCAUUACCAAACUCUUUACCAAUAGAGUAUCCAGGCUGUGUCCCUGUUUGUGAAGGGGUAUUGAAGCUAGAAUCCUCUAAAGCAACUCCUGCAGAGAUGGAUUUGGCACACAACAGCCAAAGCAUGUAUGCUUCUUCAGCUUCCACAUCUGCGCUGCAGGUGACUCAGAAAGCAACCCCAACUCCAAGUCUUCUAGCUGCUGAGGACCAAGUGCCCUGUGAGAAGUGUGGCUCCCUGGUACCAGUAUGGGAUAUGCCUGAACACAUGGACUAUCAUUUUGCAUUGGAGUUGCAGAAAUCCUUCUUGCAGCCCCACUCUUCAAACCCCCAGGUUGUUUCUGCCAUAUCUCAUGAAGGCAAAAGAAAUCCCAAGAGCCCUUUGGCCUGCACUAAUAAACGCCCCAGGCCUGAGGGCAUGCAAACAUUGGAAUCAUUUUUUAAGCCAUUAACACAUUAGUGCUGCCCUCAGGCUUGCCUUUAGGAUUUAAUAUUUUUUAUCUCUACAGAUCUUUAAUAUUUUAUCUUUACAGAUUUCCCUGAGAAGGGGAAUUAUGAAAUUUUUAAUACAAAAAAUAAUCCAUUUAGGUGCCAAGUUAUAGUCCCAUCUCUUCACAGGCUUGGAUUCUAAUCCCACUGCUGAUAGAGAUGUAAAAAUUCAUCCUACCAUUGAGUUUUUAAUCUUUAGCAUUUAGGGAGGCAGUGUCAUAUAGUAAAAAGUGUGUGGGCCUUGGAGUCUAAGAGA
Molecule: messenger RNA, 2799 nt
Organism: Rhinopithecus roxellana (golden snub-nosed monkey)
Lineage: Eukaryota; Metazoa; Chordata; Mammalia; Primates; Cercopithecidae
Gene: POLH
Product: DNA polymerase eta
Exons: 11
Coding region: 376-2514 (712 amino acids)
Biological process (GO): error-prone translesion synthesis; response to radiation
Cellular component (GO): nucleus; site of double-strand break; replication fork
Molecular function (GO): damaged DNA binding; DNA-directed DNA polymerase activity
Source: RefSeq, a predicted model, not a curated record